CUAAAAACCCUCUUAAAGAGGAAAAAGCUUACCCCCUUAAAAUGGCAGUUUGUGUCGAGGUAGUAGCAAGCACACACUUGUCGUCUCUCUCCCGCAACUCUCCUCGUGUUUCCGCAGUCUACCAAUAACAUUAGGUAAAAAGCUAAAGAGAGUGUGUUUCAAGAUAUAAAGAAGAAAGUGAUGGGUACUCACAUCAAUUUCAACAACUCAGGCGUAUACUCUUCAGGAGGUAAUGGGAGUGACAAUAACCAGUCGAAGCCAUUGGGGAGGCAGUCCUCUUUAUACUCGUUAACAUUUGAUGAGUUUCAGAGCACAUUAGGUGAGCCAGGGAAAGAGUUUGGGUCAAUGAAUAUGGAUGAGCUUCUCAAGAACAUAUGGACUGCUGAGGAAACUACUCAACCCAUCAUGACAACAACAACUACAUCCUCCGUGCAGCAACCAAGUAGUGGUUUUGCUCCGGGAGGAGGGAGUCUUCUGCAGAGGCAAGGCUCCUUGACUUUGCCUAGAACGCUUAGUCAGAAAACUGUUGAUGAGGUCUGGAAACACUUGAUGUCCAAAGAUAAUUGUACGGAUGCGCCUGAGAGGCAGCAGACAUUAGGGGAAAUGACUUUAGAGGAUUUCUUGCUCCGAGCUGGUGUUGUGAAAGAAGAUAGUCAACAGAACCAAAACAGUAGUAGUGAGUUUUAUGCUAACAACGGUGUUUCUACCGGUUUGGGAUUUGGAUUUAGUCAGCCGAGUCAAAACAACAUAUCGUUCAACAGCAACAAUAGUUCUAUGAUCUUGAAUCAAGCACCGGCAACAAUGCAGCAGCAGCCACACCAACAGGAACAUCAGAGAUUGCCUCCAACUAUAUAUCCAAAGCAAGCGAAUGUAACAUUUGCAGGGGUUACUGUGGCAUCUACUUCUCCCGGGACAACGAGUAGUGCAGAAAACAAGGAUUGGUCAUCACCAGUUGUUCCUUAUGUGUUUGGUGGUCAGGGAAGAAGAAGCAAUACAGGAGUGGUGGAGAAGGUUGUUGAGAGAAGACAAAAGAGAAUGAUCAAGAAUCGUGAAUCAGCUGCUAGAUCAAGGGCUAGAAAGCAGGCUUACACUUUGGAGCUUGAAGCCGAGAUUGAAAACCUCAAGCAACUGAAUCAAGACUUGAAGAGAAAGCAGGCUGAAAUUAUAAAAACACAGAAGAAUGAGCUAAAGGAAUCAUCAAAGCAGCGUCCAUGGCUGGCCAAAACGCCAUGCUUGAGAAGAACCCUUACCGGUCCAUGGUAAGAAG
This is a messenger RNA of Raphanus sativus (radish), 1267 nucleotides long. Its product is annotated as ABSCISIC ACID-INSENSITIVE 5-like protein 4. Gene Ontology annotation, molecular function: DNA-binding transcription factor activity. The coding region runs from base 181 to 1263 and encodes 360 amino acids. The transcript is spliced from 5 exons. The record is from RefSeq and is a predicted model, not a curated record. Gene Ontology annotation, cellular component: nucleus. Lineage: Eukaryota; Viridiplantae; Streptophyta; Magnoliopsida; Brassicales; Brassicaceae. Gene Ontology annotation, biological process: positive regulation of DNA-templated transcription.